AUGUUAAAUUUAGAAAUUUCUAAUGAUUUUCAUAAAUUUAUUAAAUCAAUUAAUGAAACUAAUUCUAAAUAUGGAUUAGAAAAAUUAAUAUAUAAUGAAAUAACAAAAUUAAAAUUAAGUUUUCAAAAUAAAAAUAUAACUAAAAAUGAAAUAUAUAAAAAUUUAUUAAAAUGUUUACAUAUUAAUAUGUUUGGUUUUAAUAUUAAAUUUGCUUAUAUACAUGCUAUUAAUUUAGCACAAGAUAAAGAUCUUAAAUAUAAAUCAUUAGGAUAUUUAUGUUGUACAUUAAUGUUACAAAAUAAUAAUGAUUUAAUUAUUUUAUUAAUUAAUACUAUACAAAAGGUACUCCGUUACGGUGCUUGGUCACACAGCCAACCACCCCUAAUAGCCCCUAAAGGGGCCUUCUAUAUAGAUUUGAAUAGUAAUAAUGUAAUGAAUAAAAUAAUAGUAUUGAAUAAUUUGAAUUAUUUAAUAAAUGAAGAAAUGUUGGAAAUAAUAUUACCAAUGAUAUUAAAUUGUUUAAUACAUGAAAAUGAACUUGUACGAAAAAAAACUAUAAUAUUAUUAACUAACAUUUUUCAACAAUUUCCAACACAUCUUAAUAAUAUACAUUCUAUUAUUGAAAGAGGAAUAUAUGAUAUAAAUCCUAGUGUAAUGAAUGUAACAUUAAUAUUAAUAAGAAUAAGUAUAAUAAAUGGAAUAAAAUUAAAUAAAGAAUUAUAUAUAAAUUUAUUAAUAAAUAUAUGGAAACAAAUAUUGGAUAAUAAAUUAAAUAAAACUUAUUAUUAUAAUAAAAUACCAGCACCAUUUAUACAAAUUAAUAUAAUAAAAUUAUUAACAAUAUUAUGUAAUAAUAUUUAUACAAGUAAUUUAAUAUAUAAUAUAUUAUAUAAAUUUACACAAUCUAUUGAAUCCAAUACUAUAACACACACUAACAAUAAUUUUACACAAAUUAAUAAUAAUUUAAAUAAUUUGGAAAAUAAUAAUAAUUUUAAUAAUUUAAAUAAUUUAAAUUGGAAAAAUAAUUGGAAGAAUAAUAGAAUAGAAAAAAAUGUGAAUAUAAUGUUAAUAUAUGAAUUUAUUAAAUUAUUAUCAAAUAUACAUAUUAAUAAUAUAUUAUUAUCAAUUUCUUCUAUAUAUAUUUCCAAAUUAUUGAAUAGUGAAGGUAUAAUAAUGUGUUAUAUGAGUAUAAUAUGUAUAAAUAAAUUAAUUGAUAAGAAAUUAAUAAUAAAUAUAGAAGAUCAAUUAAAAUUAUUAAAAUUAUUAACAAUAGAUGAUGAAAUUAUACAAAUAAAUAUAUUAAAAUUAUUAUUUAAAUUAAUUAAUAAAAAUAAUUUCAAACUUAUUUUUAAUACUAUUUUUAAACAUUAUAAUUCUCUUAAUUUUAAAUCUUUUAUUGAAUUUAAUAUUAUUAAUAUUUUUUCUUCCGAUACGGUGUCAGGUCCACCAGACAGUAUUACCACUACCACUGACGUUACUAAUACUAAUAGUACUAAUAGUACUACUAAUAACCUAACUACUACUGUGGAAACUACCACUGAGGAUAUUGGUACCAUUGGAGCAAGCACCGUUACGGAGGAAAAAAAUCCUAAUGAAAUUGCUGUUGUAACUAAAACUGGGGAGUCGGAUACUUUUAUGGAUACUCCUGGAAAGGGAGCUGAUUCUACCCUUAUGGAGUGUACUCCGGGAAAGGGAGCUAAUUCUACAGCUAUGGAGUGUACUAUGGGUAAUAUGGAUACUAAUAUUGAGGGAGUUGGUGUGGAUACUAAGGAAACCCCUUUCGGGGAUGGCCGUGAACCAGACACCGUAACGGAAGAAAAAUGGAAAAUAAAAAUAUUAAUAGAAUUAUUAAUAAAAAGUAAUAAUACAUUUUAUAUAUUAAAUAAUUUAAUAAAAUUAAUAAAAAAUAAUAAUAAAUUAAAUAUUAAUUGGUUAAUUAAUAAAUGUAUAAAAUUAUUAGCAGAAAAUAAUAUUAUAUUAUUAUUAAUAUAUUUAUUAACACAUAAAACACAAGAAUUAACUAAUGAAUUGAAUAAAUUAAUGGAAGAAGAAAUUUUGGAAGAAAAAUUAGAAAUGUUGGAAAAAAAUAUAGAAAUUUUGGAAAAAAAUAUGAAAUUUAAUAAUUUAAAAUUAUUUUGGAUAUUUAAUAAUUUACGUUAUAAUAUUACCUCCGAUACGGUGCUUGGUCACACGGAAAGUACAGUAGUACCUGGUACAAGUAAUACUAAGGAUAGUACUGGACCAAGCACCGUAACGGAGGAAAAAAAUCCUAAUGAAAUUGCUGUUGUAACUAAUUUUGGGGAGUCGGAUACUUUUUCUGAGGUAGAGGGAAAGGGAGCUAAUUUUACGGUUAUGGAGUGUACUAUGGGAAAGGGAGCUAAUUUUACGGUUAUGGAGUGUACUAUGGGAAAGGGAGCUAAUUUUACAGCCAUAGAGUGUACUACUACUACUAAGGAUAGUACUACUAAGGAUAUUGUUACUCCUGGAAAGGGAGCAAAAGUGGCCGUUGGACCAAGCACCGUAACGGGAGACACCGUAACGGAGUUAUAUAAUAAAUUAAUGGAAAAAAAUUGUAAAGAAUUAAAAAUGAAACAAAUAAUAAUAGAAAUUAAAAAUUUAAGAAAAUAUAAACCAAAAAUUACUAAUAAUAAAUUCUAUGAUAUUAAAUUAUCAUUUCUCAAUAAUUGGAUAGAAAAAGAUGAAAGAAGAUAUCAAAGAUAUGAAAGAAAUGAAAAGAUGGAAAUAAUUGAAGAACAGAAAUUAAAUUAUAAACCAUAUCAAUUAAUAAAUACAAUAUCUAAUAUAGAAAAUAUAGAAAAUAUUGAUAAAGAAGAAGAAAAAUUAAUAAUUAAUAUAAAAAAUAAAUCUUGGGGUCCUAAAGGUUAUAUUAAUAAUAAAGAACAAGAUAAUAAUACUAAGGAUAGUACUACUGAGGAGAAAAAUAUUAAUGAAAUUGCUGUUGUAACUAAUACUGGGGAGUCAGGUACUUUUACUGAGGUAGAGGGAAAGGGAGCUAAUUCUACAGCCACCGAGUGUACUAAGGAUAUUAGUAGUACUAGUAAGGAUACUGGUACAGUUGGAGCAAGCACCGUUAUGGAGAAAGAAUUAGCAAAAAAAUUAUUUCAAAAUAUUAGUUAA
This is a messenger RNA of Theileria annulata, 3138 nucleotides long. Its product is annotated as adapter protein, putative. Gene Ontology annotation, molecular function: cargo adaptor activity. The record is from RefSeq and is a predicted model, not a curated record. Lineage: Eukaryota; Apicomplexa; Aconoidasida; Piroplasmida; Theileriidae. Gene Ontology annotation, biological process: intracellular protein transport; receptor-mediated endocytosis. Gene Ontology annotation, cellular component: AP-4 adaptor complex; membrane coat. The transcript has 8 exons. The coding region runs from base 1 to 3138 and encodes 1045 amino acids.